Podarcis muralis (Common wall lizard) is the source of this 5634-nucleotide messenger RNA. RefSeq names its product papilin, proteoglycan like sulfated glycoprotein (gene PAPLN). NCBI's taxonomy places the organism in Eukaryota, Metazoa, Chordata, Lepidosauria, Squamata, Lacertidae. The record is from RefSeq and is a predicted model, not a curated record. Gene Ontology annotation, cellular component: extracellular matrix. Gene Ontology annotation, molecular function: metalloendopeptidase activity; serine-type endopeptidase inhibitor activity. Gene Ontology annotation, biological process: proteolysis; extracellular matrix organization.
UGAUGAGUAACUCUGUUUUCACCCCCACAGGACAUGAUGACAUUUGUGUUCCUACUGCUUAUACUAACAGUGAUGCCUUCUUCCAUGUUGGCGGCUCGUAAAGCAAAGAGGCAAACUGACUUCUGGGGGAGCUGGGGAGAAUGGGGCGACUGCAGCAGGAGCUGCGGUGGAGGCGUCAGUUUUCGGCAGCGACGCUGUUACUCAAUAAGGGCAGAUGGUGGGUUCAGCUGCAUAGGACCGACCCGAAACUAUCGCUCGUGCAAUGUUAAGAACUGUCCUGAGGGCUCCAGAGAUUUUCGAGCAGAGCAAUGUGCUGAGUUUGAUGGGAUAGAAUUUCAGGGAAAGAGAUACAAGUGGCUUCCUUAUUAUGGAGCACCCAAUAAAUGUGAACUAAACUGUAUCCCAAAGGGAGAAAACUUCUACUACAGGCACAAAGACACCGUGACUGAUGGGACACCCUGUGAGCCAGGGAAGCAUGAUAUCUGUGUGGAAGGAGUCUGCCAAGCCGUUGGCUGCGAUAACAUUCUGGAUUCUUCCAAGAAGGAAGACAAGUGCCUUCAAUGUGGUGGAGAUGGCAGAGCCUGUUUUGAGGUGAAGGGCUUCUUUGAUGUGCCCAACCUCCCUAAAGGCUACAAUCAAAUCUUCAUCAUUCCCAUGGGGGCCACAAGCAUCCGGAUUAAGGAAGCAACACCUACCAGGAACUUCUUGGCCAUCAAGAACGCGCAAGGGGCCUACUAUCUGAAUGGCCACUGGACGAUUGAGUUCAGCCGUGCCUUGCAUAUUGCUAGCACAGUUGUGCAUUAUGACAGGGGUUCUGAGGGGGAUCUGGCACCUGAACUUCUUCACGCCAGAGGCCCAACUACUGAGCCCUUGGUCAUUGAGCUUAUCAACCAGGAGCCAAACCAAGGGGUACAUUAUGAAUACUACCUGCCAACACAAAGGCAGAGCUUGGGCUACAGCUGGGCCUAUGGUUCCUGGGGCGAAUGCAGUGCUGAGUGUGGUGGAGGUUAUCAGACACGCUUGGUCUUUUGCACAAUUGACAAUGAAGUAUAUCCAGAUUAUAUGUGCAGAGAUAAACCACAGCCAGAAAAUAACCAAACUUGUGGCCUUCAGCCAUGUCCCCAGACAAAACGGAUAUCUUACCUCUAUCUGCCGGGAGCAUGGAGCCGCAACACAGCAUGGAGCUUACAAACAAAGAGAUGGAAGAUUGGGGAAUGGGGAGCUUGUUCUGCCACCUGUGGAGGAGGCACCCAGACUCGUUCCGUUUAUUGCGUCUCCCACCACGGACCUGGUUCUCAAAAUGCUGUGGAUGAUGCCGAGUGCGCAUCCUUGACAGAGAGGCCGCGUAGCACACAGCCUUGCAACAUGCGUCAGUGUGCAGCAUGGACCACAGGGCCUUGGUCUGAGUGCACAGCUAGUUGUGGGGAAGGUAUUCAGACCCGGACUGUAAACUGCAUGUUGGAGCUGGGCACUCGGACUCUCGAAGUUGCCUGCUUGACACAACCAAAACCUUCACGCACCCAGUCCUGCACUGGUGAGAAUUGUAUCCAAGAGAUCGGCUGGCAUAUUGGAGACUGGGGACUGUGCUCAAAGAGCUGUGACUCAGGCAUCCGAACGCGCCAGGUCAUGUGUGCAGACGGGGAUUCCAAGUUCUACAACCACGAGAUGUGCCGGGCCAUUCAGCCGCAGAUACCAGCCAUGCUUGGAACAUGCAACACCCAGCCUUGUCAUCUGCCACAGCAGGUUCCCAGUAUGCAAGACUCUGCAGGCUAUGAUGUCAACCGCCAGACCUCACUGACCCGAUACAAUCCUGACCUCGGCACCAUAGCUUCUGCAAAUGAAAGAAUAACCCAAGCUGGUUCUACUACUCAUCACCAAGUCCAGCCUAAUGGAGAUCAUGACUCCAAUUUCUUGCCCCUUCAAUGGGAGUCUUACUUAGGAUCCUCAGCGUCCCGCCACUUCAGUUCCCAUCAAAAUGUUGCCUCAACAACUGAAGUUCAAGACUGCAACCAGAGCCUUCAUGGUUGCUGUUCAGAUGGCCAGACUGUGGCCGCUGGUCCUUUUGGGCAAGGCUGCCCAUUUGACACUUGCCAUCAGAGCAGGUAUGGGUGCUGUCCUGAUGGAAUAUCACCUUCUCAGGGGCCAAACAAGGAAGGGUGCCCACAAUACUACAGUGAUGUUUAUGUGAACAGGAAUGAACCUGCUGUUGCUGCUCCAACAGCGAGCCGAGUUCUGUCCCAGGAGAGGCCAGCGGAGGAGUGUCGUGUUUCUACGUAUGGUUGCUGCUACGACAACGUUGCUUCUGCUUCUGGGCCUCAGGGGGAUGGAUGCCUCAAUAGACCCAGCCAACCUUAUCCUAUCGGUUGCCUGCUGCCCAGCGCCCAUGGACCCUGCACAGAUUGGACUACGCGCUGGUACUUUGUACAUGACGUUGGGAAAUGCAAUCGGUUCUGGUAUGGGGGCUGCCACGGCAACAACAACAACUUUGCUUCUGAAGAGGAGUGCAUGAAAACUUGCCAUAGAUCAGUGGGUGGGAGUGAUGUGGGACACCAGCACCAUGCUGCAGUUCCUAACAUCCACUCUAGUUCUCACCUGCGAGGAGUUGCAGAGGAGCAGCACCACCAGCAGCCUGCAAGAGGAGCCACGAGUCAUAGCCAUGGAGGAGGAGGAGGACGUGGGGCUUUCCAUUCUCACACUGGCUCAGAAACUCACUCAUUGCUACAUCAUGGGGAGAGAAGCUGGGGAAGGACCAUGACUAUAGAUAGCCUGCCUGAGUCUCAGCAAGGGAUGGGGGAAAGAAGGAAGGAUCCAGCAAACCACCUUCAUGGUUUAGGGGAAACUGUGGUCUCUGGACACUCUGAGAGGCGGCAGACGGUUCACCGUGAGCAUGGUCAGACGGCUCACCGUGAGCAUGAAGGGUGGAGGAGAGAAUCUGCAGCAGAUGGAUCAGUAGCGAAUGGAUUUGAGCGCCAAACCUCAGCAAGCUCUUCCUUCCCUCAUUCUCUAAACAGGGUCUUCUUGGAUGGAUCGGAGUCUUCAGCAGUGGAGGCCGGCUUGGGACAAAGCAUCCGUCUUCUCUGUAAGGCAGGCAGUUCCCGCUUCUCCAGAGUUGAAUGGCAGAAGGAUGGGCGGCCAGUGUCCUCUGACAGGCAUACCUACCAGUCUGACAGUUCCUUGGUGAUCAGCCAGCUCAGAGCUGAGGAUGCUGGGACCUACAUGUGCAAAAUUUCAAAUGGGAGGGUAGAGCACAGGAAGAUUGUGCUGAGGAUCAAAGAAAUCCCUGGAUCUGAUGUUUCACAGAGAGCGGGGAAUCAGCUGAUUCAUGGUCAAAAUCACCAGCACAGAGCGUUUGUUUCAGGACUUAGUACUGGGCAGUCACAUGACUCUCCUGUCAACCUUCCUCAGACAACAUACAGGUUAAAAAUGUAUAAGAAUGAACCCUCAAUUGUUGAUGCCAAUAUCGGGGAGCGAGUCAGAUUGCCUUGCCGUGUAGAGGCUUUGCCUUCUGUAACCAUUGAGUGGCAGAAAGACGGACAGCCCAUCUCCUCUCCAAGGCACAGACAGCAGUCUGACGGUGCCUUAGUUAUCAGUCGCCUUGCCUCCGAAGAUGCUGGCUUCUUUACCUGCAUUGCUUCCAAUGGCCGGGAUCAGGAUCAGCGAAGAGUCCAGAUCAUACCUAGAGGGGAGCUGAGAAUCACUGGCCUGCUGCCCAGCCUCUCUGUGUCAGAGGGGGAGACUGCUCAGCUUCAAUGUGUUGUGACAGGCAACAAUGUGAACAUAAGAUGGUCAAGGAAUGGAGUUCCGGUGAGAGCCGAUGGCCAUCAUGUCCAGACGUCCCAGGAUGGAAGCCUAUUCAUAUAUAAUGUGCAGACGAGUGAUGAGGGGUCCUACACCUGCAAUGCCUACAGUGGCAGUAAUUCUGUCAGUGCUAGUACAGAGCUGAAACUUAUCCGGAAGAGGCCAGAAGUACCUGCACGCCUCCCUAUGGACCCAAGCAGGGAAUGUGUUGACCAACCACACCUUGCCAACUGUGACCUGAUUAUACAGGCUCAACUCUGCAAUAAUGAGUAUUACUCUAGCUUCUGCUGUGCCAGCUGUUCUCACCACCAGGGCUGAACCUCAUUUUCCCCUAAUGUGGUCCUGCUCCAGAAGAAGGAAGUUUAUGAUCUGCAGUCCUGAUUGCUUGAGAAAUCCCAUAUUUGUUUACUCAAGCACACACUUACACACACUGGGAAGUGGAAAUAGGUAGCAGUAGCCAAAUUUCUACCUUUCUUAAGCUUUCUGUGUUGUUUUGCAACACAAACACUGAUUGUCUAACAGCUGGCUGACCUACCCAUUCAAGGAAAUAACAAGGGACUGUUUUUCUAACAUAGUUUAACAAGCAAUAUGGACAAGAGUCAAAAAGCAAGGAAGAAAGGUUCCUUCAGGCUGAUUAAUGAUAACAAGCAGCACUCACCUUUAAAGUAGACUAAAACACAAAAAUAAAUUACAGAAAGCCACUGAGCUCACAUGUCUGUGGAAAGUUGGCAGGUUGACCGUCAGUCUUUCCCAUAUGGUUAUCACAAGUGUCCUACAAUCACUCAACCCUUUCCAACUUUCAAGAGUCGCAAUUGGACCAAGUGGAUCUGCUUCACUACAGAUACAGACAGCUGUAAUGAAGAGGCCUUGGCAGCAUGCAAACAAUGCUUAGUAUUAGAGCUGCAAGGGAGUUGCUGAAAUGAAGAACUAUAGGAAUUUGGAUUGGGUCUUGCACUUCCGAUACCCCUGAGAAAAUAAGGCUGCAAUUCUGUAGCCAUUUUCCUGGGAAUAAGCCCCUCUGAACACGGGGGGGGGGGCUUAAUUCCAAGUAAAUAUGCACAGGGUUGUACUCCAAGUCUCCCGAAGAACAACAUUAAGAAUCUGUUGUGAAGUUCUGGGAUUCUUCAUGCAUAUCAGUGCCAGAGUAUAUGGGGUAUCUCCUAUGUGUAGCUAGCCAGGGCUCUGUUUCUUCUCAGAAAAAUUACUCUUAGAUCACAACGUGAAUGUGUAACAUCUAAGGAUAACCACUGAUGCCAAGAAAGGUCAUGUUGGGUAAGGGAAGCUUUUACGUCCAGGCCACAAAGCAGUCAACUUUAUUGAUCUCUAGAAAUUGCUACUGCAGUAUAAACAAAUUAUGUAAACAAGGAUGGGAUCCUAAACCACGGGCAGAAGGGGGGGAAAACCCUGUACGUUCCAUAUCCCAGUAAUCUGGGCAAGUCACUUGGUUGUUGUGAGAACCCAAAAGUAAAAAGUCUACAUGUCAUGUGGAAGGAAUGGGUUCUUCAUUAGUUCUUAAUCAUAGUUCUUAAUCAGAGGAAAAAUUAUGCCUACAAGUUGGAACUUUAAUAGCAACAAUAUACAUCAAUUUCCUUUCCAAAGCCUUUAACAGGAAGCGCAUGUAUACUUUUCUACAUUGACAUUCAGUUCAACCCACUACUACCAGAUGUACUUAUAAGGUAAAGCCAUGAUUUACCACCCAGUAGUCCUCUUUGAUAACCUUUAGGGACACCUUUUCGUUAGUCUUAUUUUGUGUUAUUUCAGUAGACUGCAAACAAGCACAGUGGCCUACAGUGCAACAGUCCUGGAAUAAAUUCAAAGCCUAUGGUUCCCAAACUC